AUGACCGCGGAGGAACUCUUUCUGAGUUGCUCCGUCAAUCAACCGCUUCCUCCCCCUGUGCGUGGUGCAGACCGCCUUAGCAGACACCUUCGGGACCCGGAAGCACGGCCUGCGCGUUCAUCGCCAUAUGCCCUCCCAGGGCUACGCAAGGUGAUGGUAUUUGGCCCUCGUCGUCAGGACGAGCGGGUACCGAGGCGAGUGGCAAAAUACUGGUGUAGUUCAUCAAAGAAGUUGCGCAGAAACGCCCCCACCGCGAAAGAUUUGCCGCCACACCCCCUACCUCCCCUUAAUGUGUCUGUUGCCAGUGCGCAACAAGGCACUCCACCACAACCCCUCCAUUCUCAUGACAACGGCAGUGCGGAAUCUCGUCUCGAGCUCCCUCAGCAGGAGGUGCAACUCCCUCCUCAGCCUGUGCCUGCCGAGCGGGUGGAGGAGGUGUGCGCCACUGCGAGGUCGAGGAUGCGACGGCAGGUCCUUUCAGUGAACGGGAUGCCGUCGAAUGACGAGAACAUCGCCAUGGCACGUACUGCGUUAGCAGACGCAAUCGCGCACACUCCCAACAUGCCUGCAGGCCAGCACUAUCUCCCAGACGCCGAUACAUUUGUCAUGUCACUCACAAAAAUCACUGGGACUGUCCGAACCGUGGUGAAGUCUGCUGUGCGCGCCAUCAUCCAACCACAGUACAAUCUCGAACUCGGCAUAUGGGACGCGUCGUCGGAGGUUGCGCACAAACUGCGGGUCGUGCCUGCCCUCACGACACACCUGCAGUGUCUGUUCACAACUGUGAAGAUGGUACUUGACGCCUCGUUAUCGAGAUCUUGUGGACCCACGGGGUUCUACAAAGAUCUUGAUUUCAAUGAUCCAACUGCGCUAGAUGGUGUCAUUGCUCUGGCUGGCGCCGCACUGUGCUCAGCGCUUAUGGAGUACAAGACAGGAGUAUACAAGCGCGUUGAAUUUUCAACAGCGAAAUCAAAGGAUACUUACCAGAAUGUUACUGCCUAUAUUUCAGAUAAGAUUUAUCCCCGUGUUGAACUCGCAGCACGUUUCAAGGCAUUGAAAGACAAAAUGAAGGAACGAGGAGAGGUCAGAUUGGGUUUGUAG
This is a messenger RNA of Suillus subalutaceus, 1101 nucleotides long. RefSeq lists its product as uncharacterized. Lineage: Eukaryota; Fungi; Basidiomycota; Agaricomycetes; Boletales; Suillaceae. The record is from RefSeq and is a predicted model, not a curated record. Bases 1 to 1101 code for a protein of 366 amino acids. The transcript has 4 exons.